Molecule: messenger RNA, 1020 nt
Organism: Anopheles bellator
Lineage: Eukaryota; Metazoa; Arthropoda; Insecta; Diptera; Culicidae
Product: ATP synthase mitochondrial F1 complex assembly factor 1
Exons: 2
Coding region: 37-903 (288 amino acids)
Biological process (GO): mitochondrial proton-transporting ATP synthase complex assembly
Cellular component (GO): mitochondrion
Source: RefSeq, a predicted model, not a curated record
UAAUAAUCGAUUGCGACUCCGGAACGAUUUUCCUCAAUGGCAAUAAUUGCUGUAGUCCGGCAAAUCGUUCAUUAUCAUUAUCGGCAUUUAGUAGCUCACCAUUACUCGGUAACACGAAGCUUAAGAAUGUCGUCAGCGCGAGUAAGGUCAGAGAAGGUGUUGGAAAACAUGAAGGAGAAUAAUCCAUUUUUUGAAAAGUAUGCCACUAAAAUUGCUUCUGUGCAGCAAAGGUCACCCGAAGAAUUUUUGGAUCGUCUGAACAGUGUGGAAAAAGAACAGAAAAAGCCAAAGUUUGGACCUUCGGAAGUGCAGCGUGAUUAUUCAGAGCUGCUGAGACCAAAGGAAGCGCUGGACAAGAGUGCACUGGGAAACGGCACGCAUCGUAAGCUUAGUGAUAUUAUGCGAUUGGAGUUGCUGGACGAUAAGUCGGGAGACGACAUCAAGCACCUGUGGUUGGAAUAUCACAGGAAUAAAGAUGUUAUCUCGGCUUCAAUUCCUGUGGAACAGCACCAAUUAAUGAUGACGCGUGCAAAAGAGCAUCCUGUUUUCAUUUUACCUAUACCUCGCAGUCAAGGCUACGAGUUUAUUAUGCUGCAGUUUUCCGGCAAUACGAUACACUUCACUCCUUUGAUAACCUAUCAGGUUCACAAAGAAGAUGCGCCAGAAUGCUUGAACAUUACUUUGUAUACCGAGUAUGUCGACAAAGGCGUAGUGUUGAUGCGAGGAGAAUACGACACGAAGGUGAUCAACGCGCAAGAAGCGCAGUGUUUGGUUAAUCAGAUGCAGCUCUACUAUAGUCAGCAAAAUCAAACGAAAUUACAGUUGUUGGAAAAGUUUACUAAACACCCGGACCAAUUCAAGCACAUGGAUGUCAUAGAGGAAUUGAAUAAUCUGAAAAUCUAAACCCCCAAUGCGGUAGCUGAAACAUGUGUCCUCGAACGUUUGGUAAUAAAUACUGCUCAAAACAGUAUCUCAUUGAAUUCCGAAAAGGUUUCAAUCGUUAGAUCUGGUGAUAAGCGU